Triticum aestivum (bread wheat) is the source of this 670-nucleotide messenger RNA. Its product is annotated as protein TIFY 11e-like. The transcript has a single exon. Gene Ontology annotation, biological process: response to wounding; regulation of jasmonic acid mediated signaling pathway; regulation of defense response. NCBI's taxonomy places the organism in Eukaryota, Viridiplantae, Streptophyta, Magnoliopsida, Poales, Poaceae. The record is from RefSeq and is a predicted model, not a curated record. Gene Ontology annotation, cellular component: nucleus. The coding region runs from base 123 to 551 and encodes 142 amino acids.
UCCAGUCCAUCAAUUUGCUUCCUCCAACCAACACAACACCCGAUCAACUAGCAGAGGCAGAGCCGACAGGGUGUUCGAGUCUUCGAGAGCGUACAGAAGGGUCGAUCGAUCGAGCGCCAAGAAUGGCGGCGUCAGGGAGCGCUCAGAGCCGACGGUUCACCACAGCGUGCGGCGUCCUCAGCCGCUGCAUCAAGGCGGCGGAGGCGCGGCCGGUGGCCACGGUGGUCCUCCCCCUCAUGCCCGGAGCCGAAGUGCCCGCGCAAGACGACCACGCGGCGGGUCCUGCGCCGGCGAGCGCGCAGAUGACCAUCUUCUACGGCGGGCAGGUGCUGGUGCUGGACGAGGUCCCGGACGAUAGGGCGGCCGAGCUGCUCCGUGUCGCUGCCGCAGCAGGCGCCGCGCGAGGGGACGGCGACCUGCCCAUGGCGAGGAAGGCGUCACUGCAGCGGUUCAUGGAGAAGCGCAAGGGAAGGGUCGCCGCACGCGCCGUCCCCUACAGCCGGCCCGACGGCGACACGGCCUCCUGUGACCGUGUCACGCUUACGCUCUGAUUCGUGUUCAUGCGUAGUAGAGUAGCCUGAGUAAAGCAAAUGUGUGGCUGCUGUUGGAGUCCAAAUUGUUGAUCUGAAUUAUUAUGAUCAGUAAUUAUUGCUGUUGUUGUACUGAUGAA